Molecule: messenger RNA, 788 nt
Organism: Lolium perenne
Lineage: Eukaryota; Viridiplantae; Streptophyta; Magnoliopsida; Poales; Poaceae
Cellular component (GO): endomembrane system
Source: RefSeq, a predicted model, not a curated record
GGCGCGAGCGACGCAACAACGGCCAAGAGAAGCGACCGCGACCGCGGCCGUCGCCUUUGCCCGCCUCGCAAGCUUCGCCCUCCCUCCAAUCCCGCGCCACCGCCUCUCCGCCUCCCCAACCCCGCCGGCCAGAUCGCGAGGCCCACGCCGAGGCAGCGCAUCCGUCACAUCAUCUCCCCUACGCGUCGGGAACCCUAGCGGCGCGCGCGCGGGGGGGCGGCCGACAGGAUGGCGUACGUGGACCAGGCCUUCUCCCUCACCGACGAGGACGACCUGGUCGACGGCGCGAUGUGGGGCCGCCCGCGCGGGCCGCCGGUCAAGGAGAUCGCCUUCGCCGCCGCGCUCCUCGCGUUCGGCGCCCUCGGCGUCGUCGCCGGCCUCGUCAUGGCCGCUCAUCAAGUCGGCGGCGACCGCUCCCACGGCAUUUUCUUUACAGUGCUGGGUGUUGUAAUGUUCAUUCCUGGGUUCUACUACACGAGGAUAGCAUACUAUGCUUACAAAGGGUACCAGGGCUUCUCUUUUGCCAACAUCCCUCCUAUCUGAAGGAGCAGCGGCCAGACCUGCGGUUGGACCUUCUCAUCCAAUACCCUGCUUAUAAAGCAUAAGCAUACUUGUAUUUCUUCUUAUUUCUGUUUGUACACUUAUUAUAGAUUGUACCAGUAGCUGUACAUAGAAAAAUGAAUUGGUACAAUACCAGAAGCCGUGACAAUAUAGUGAUUUCACCCAAGAACUUGUUGAUUACUAUGUGAUUGCAUUGAGCUGUCAGACUGUCACGCUUGGUUCCUGCA